Messenger RNA from Ananas comosus (pineapple), 1059 nucleotides. RefSeq names its product 20 kDa chaperonin, chloroplastic-like. Gene Ontology annotation, cellular component: mitochondrial matrix; chloroplast. The transcript is spliced from 6 exons. The record is from RefSeq and is a predicted model, not a curated record. The coding region runs from base 135 to 920 and encodes 261 amino acids. Lineage: Eukaryota; Viridiplantae; Streptophyta; Magnoliopsida; Poales; Bromeliaceae. Gene Ontology annotation, molecular function: transition metal ion binding; protein folding chaperone; ATP binding. Gene Ontology annotation, biological process: positive regulation of superoxide dismutase activity.
CUCUCUCCAAACUCGUCACUCACUCCCUCCGAGUAUAAAACCCCUCGCUUUCUCGCUAGGGUUUCGCCGUCUCCUUCCUCAAAUCCCUAAUUUUCCCCUUUUUCACGCAACCUCUCCCCAUUUCUAGUGCGCAAAUGGCGACCGUACAGUUCUCCGCGCCGGGAAUGGCGGCGGGGAGAAGGGCCACGGCGGCGGUGCCAUCGUUCUUGGGGCUCCGCCUCUCGCCGCCGACGCUGAGGCUCUCGUCUUCGGUGGGGGCGUGUGGGGUAGGGUUUGAUCGGAGAAGCUUCCGAGGGCUCCUUGUGAAAGCCGCUACUGUAGUGGCCCCGAAGUACACAACCGUCAAGCCGUUGGGCGACAGAGUGCUGGUCAAAAUUAAGUCAUCAGAAGAUAAGACCAGUGGAGGCAUAUUGCUUCCAACAACUGCCCAGUCAAAACCACAAGGCGGUGAGGUUGUUGCCAUUGGAGAGGGUAGAACCAUCGGCAAGAACAAAAUAGAAAUAACCGUGAAGACUGGUAGCCAGGUUGUGUACUCAAAAUAUGCUGGAACAGAACUCGAGUUCGAUGAAACUAACCAUCUGCUUCUAAAGGAAGAUGACAUUGUGGGGGUUCUGGACACUGAUGAUAUUAAGGACCUUAAGCCUCUUGGUGAACGUGUACUAAUCAAGGUUGCUGAAGCCGAAGAGAAGACAGCUGGUGGUUUACUAUUGACUGAGGCUGCCAAGGAAAAGCCUUCCAUCGGAACUGUGGUUGCUGUCGGGCCGGGUCCCCUGGAUGAAGAGGGCAACAGGAAACCCAUGGAUAUAAGCCCGGGAAGCACCGUUAUGUAUUCAAAAUAUGCGGGGAGCGAGUUCAAGAGCACGGACGGGUCGGAUUACAUCGCUUUGAGAGUCUCCGAUGUCAUGGCCGUUCUUUCUUGAUCUAAACUGUUGCAUAUGUGCUGUUGUGGAUUAUUUUUUUUCUCUUCUUCCUAAUGGCUAUGCGGCUUUAACGAUUUUUGAUGGAAGACUUAAAUUUUGAGCUCAUUAAGCAUUACUUUUCUCUGAUGGUUUAGCUUAA